GCGAGACAUCAAAAUAGGGAAAGCCUCUGGAGCGUAGCUCUUUGUGAACGCUUGAGGGUGUGGGCAGGUGUCGGAUGCACGCUCUACUGCCGGGGUUGAUAUGGGAGCAUGGGCAUGGUUUGCGUCGACUUGUGACGGUGGCAGCAAGGUUCACCAGUAAUGCGCUGUUUGUAGUUUAGGACGUCUAGAUCGGCCCUGCUGAACAUGCGGACUGUGGGAUGGCGGCACCGACUGCUUUGGCAUUGCAGGCAGCGUCCAGCAACGCGCAGCUAACGCGCACUUUGGAGCGGCUUCUGGAGGAGGCCCAACACACUGGAGAUCUCAAGUUGAACGGCCGCAAGUUGAAAGAACUACCCACUUAUGCGGCUAAAUACGACCUUCGGGACAUAGUGCACGCAGACUUGUCCAAAAACCGCCUGAGUGAGCUUCCCACCGAGCUGUGUGGCCUGGUGCUGCUUGAGCGUCUGGACUGCCACAGCAAUGUGCUGCGAGUUGUGCCAGCCUGCGUGUCUGCACUCCAAGCCCUGUCUUACCUUGACCUCAGCCGGAACCAGCUGAGUGUGCUUCCAGUAGCAGUGUGCCACCUGCCCCUGGCUGUCUUGCUGGUGUCCAACAACCGGCUAUCCAAACUACCUGAGGAGAUGGGCAAGAUGCGCUCCCUCAUGGACCUGGAUGUAAGCUGUAAUGAGCUGUCACAGCUACCUCCAGGCAUUGGGGAGCUUCAGGCUCUGCGGUCGCUACGUGUGCGCCGCAACCAGCUGUCGGAGCUGCCAGCCGAGCUGUGCCGGCUGCGCCUGUGGCGUUUGGACGUGUCUGAGAACCAGCUUGCCCGACUGCCUCCCUUGCUGCGCCUCAUGAGCUCCCUGCGUCACCUGCUGGUCGACGGGAACCCACUCGUGUCGCCACCUGCCUUUCUUUGCAGGCGAGGUCAGGUCCACGUCUUCAAAUACCUCGAGCUGGAAGCCGUAAAGGAAGACCGGAGGCGAGGACACCUUAUGGAUGCUGAUGGGAGCCUUCCUCGGCGGGGGGGAAGCCGCACACCGGUGGAUCAACGUGCGUCUAGCAAUGGUCAUGGGACAGAGCCUGUUGCUGGCAAACGACCAACCACUAUUGAUUCCGGUUACUGCAGCACAUCAGAUCCCACUGACAGUCGUUGGUCCUUUGAGGUGCAGGUCCCGGAGGACCCACUGCUACUCCGUCAAGAACAGCAGCACGAGCGCCUUUCAGACUUGACGCUGUCAUCUGCAGCUGGGGGCACCAUGACACCCAGCACCCUCAGCCCCUGCUCUGAGACGGGGCCUGAACCAAGCCCGCGAGCGUUUUUUGAUGACUCUUCAGACACGGACGCCUCUGAGCAAAGUGAAAGUGCUGCAUCUAUGCUGCUAGAGUUUCAGUCAAAUGGACCAGCUCUUGAAGUGCUCGUCAACCAUGCAGUUGAGAUGCACAACGGUGAUCAUAACAAUGCCUGUGAGCCAGUGCUGUCUCCAGCCAGGUUUUGCAAGGAAGCUUCUGCUCCAGCUCGGCGCUUUCACCAGCAGACUUACCGGGAGUUCAAGGAAGCCCUGCGGCUGCAGCGUAUGGGCCUCACUCCAGCCACUAAUCAUGCGGCGCUUCCUGCACAUCAGCAGCAGCCACUCAGCAGAAUUGGCCCGGAGGAAGAGUUCAAGGCUCGGCACGAGGCCAUUGUGCACCAGCAGCGACUGGAAGCUGCCUGGGCUCAGCAACGAUUGCAGCAGCCACCCUCUCCCCCUAGCCUGCCGUCAUCACCCUUGCUGGCAACCAGUGAUGGCGGGAUGAAAACACCACCCCGGCCAAAGAGCCGUGCGAGCACUCCCCAAGGGGGUGACUUCACCAUCCGCCGAGGCCUGGAGAGGGCACGGGAGGAGCAUGAACUCAUUGAGCAGCUCCGAUGGGUGAUUGAGAGCCGGCUGAAGGUCCAGUUGCCAGCAGAAAUUGGCCCAUCACUUGUGGACGGAGUGGUUCUGUGCCAUCUUGCCAACCAAGUGCAGCCACGAUCAGUCGCCUCCAUUCACGUGCCCUCGGCCGCCAUGCCCAAGUUGACCCUUGCCAAAUGCCGACGCAAUGUGGAGAACUUUCUCAAUGCUUGCCGCCAACUAGGAGUGUCUGAGGGGGACCUGUUUGCUUGGGAAGACUUGGUGCUUCGUGUAGACAUGGGUCGUGUGGCCGUCAGUGUGGUGGCACUGGUGCCUGGCCACUGGCAGCGGCCACUGCAGGCCACCAAUGGCGCCGACCGUUCUCUGGCAUGUCUGCUCUUGGCCACAUUGGCGGGAACCUGCCUGCUGCUGCUACGGGGAUGGCCACAGGACCAGGGGACCUUCUUUGACCUAUGGCUUCCCGCGGGCCUCUGCUGCAGCCUUUACCUUCACAGCUGUUUUUCUCGGGGGCCGUGACCGUGCCAACCAAGUGCUAAGUCUUCUUCAGCCACAGAUGUUUCUAGAUUUCUCGCUUCCCGAUUUCCAGAAAAAAAAAAAUGUAUAGCCUGUAGUCUUUUCUGAUCUGCCAGUGGGCAUUAUACAUUGUACAGCAAUUUCAACUUGGUUUUUAUUAAUUGUAGAUUGGAGAGCUAAAUGCCUAAUGCCUUCUAACAUCAGUGCUUACUGCCUUCUUUUUGUGCAUUCCUUGUCAAUUUUGGUCCUUCAGAACUGCGGCCAUCUUGCAGAGUUUGACAUUUGUUUCCGGUUUUCCUUCUAAAUUUUCAAAUAAGGAUACGUAUUGUUUGGAUUAGCAAAUAACAUUGGCCAGUAUAAAGAAUGAGUAAUUUUCAAUUGUGUUACAGGCAAUAUCUAUUAUUCAUGUACAGCAUCACUUUUGUUUUUGGCUAAAGGAGGCAGCUCUUGUAUAGACCUGUCACUCUGUCCUUUUCGCGUGCUGUCUAGCGUAUUCUUUUGUAUCAUAUCAUCAUCCGUCUAUUCCUUGUGUUGUCAUUGCAGUAUGUUUAGGCUUGUUGUCAUCAGUAGCACGUCUUUCUGAAAGCCCCACUCUGCUCUAGCUUUCACCCUUGUGCCGACUUCACUGAACUCUGUCUGUAAAUACAAUGUGAUGACUAUAUUUUUACAUAAGCCUGUUAAUGUUUUCUUUUAGAGUUUACAUAAUUGAGCAAGCAGAAUUGCAUCAAACAAAGCUGCUGUGUGCAUAUUUUCAAGCAGUAGGUACUUAUUUAUGCUUUGUUGACAUUUUUUUAUACUAAUUGAAAGAGCUCCUUCAAGAAUAGCAUGGUAAAAGAUGAAUGACAGUUGGUUUUGAUAAAAUGUUUCUAUACUUGCAGCAUCGCUACUCACUGCACCUGAUUGAAUAGAUACUAAACAAACUUUUUGCUGUCGAGUUUUAAAGGCCAUAUAAAAGCUUGGGUGCUGUGAUUGUUUGACACCACCUUGUUUAGAGGCACAGUGGAGGAAGUUGCUGUGUUUUUCUUAAACUUCCACAUCUAGCAGUCACCUCGUGAACACUAGGGGAUCAUAUUUAACUGGUGCACCCGUCGUUCUCUCUUUCAUAAGUGUGUACCGAUUGGCAUCGCCAGGGGUGGUGGGUCCUUUGUGGAAGAGGUAUGUAAAGGAGAGGCAAAGAAAGCAUGUGCACCCUAUGCCGGCUUCACAGCCAUUCAUGCACAGCUACACGCACGCUCACAGUCCUCCAGAAAUAUAGCCAGCUGUUUAAAAUAUGUGAAUGAAACACAGUUUAUUGAAACAGUCGCACCUUCUAAAUCAGAACUUCGACACUUCCGUAAUUUUUUCAUAGUUCUUGUUCACCGCCCCUUGAAUAACAUGCCCAACUGUUCUUUUUCUAAAAUUAGGUAUCCUAGUGUAUUCUUUUAUUUUGACAAUGCUAGUACAGAUCUCAAGAUCAGGGGUGCAACAGCAGCAUUAAUUGUGCCAAUUUGGUACGAUUCCCUAUUGUUGCGCCGAGCUGUGCCAUGAAAUAUGCUGAAAUUUCGCCACGCUGCACGAAAAUGUCCAACGUGCCUCAAAAUUAUCUCAGGUGCGUUAAUUUCAGCGAGAAAUCAAACCAAGCACGCAGAUGCUAACCCUAAACCUCGGUGUAAGUUAUAUACUCGUUAGGCAAGAACACUCGUAAGGCGUGAUCGACCAGAUAAAGUAUAAGUGAAGUAACAGUGCCUCACGCCCAUCAGUCCGCUGAUCACAGCGAAUACAGCUUCAAGCAAAAAAAGAAGAACUUCAAGCGAAAAAAAAGCGUUGUCGCAGCCACCAACACUUCACGGAAAAUAUGAAUUUCCUAGUCAGCAAACGCGGUAUAGCAGGUUAGGAACUUAUGCCGCGCUUUCCACACGUGAACAAGGUCGAAAUGCAGCUAACGCCGUCUUUGCCCUCCACCACGUUGGUCGCCAUAGCAAUGGCACAUAAGACAUUUUUCUGGCUUAAAGUCGCAUUGUCCUGGCGACACAUAUGGUGCCUUCGCUAGACCGACGGGCGCGUGCCGUUGUUACUUAAUCCGGUCGAACGUGCCUUGCAAGCUAGCCCAAUAACAGCUUUCGUUGAAAUAGAUAGAUAUGCAGGUACACACUCGAAGUGGCUAGAGUACACUGAGAAAUGGUUCGCAUUUAAUAUUUAAUUGAUAUAUGACACGCACUUCAAUUCCUUUUUUAAACGUAACCCCGCCGUAAAAAGUGCAGUGGUUCAAAAAUUGCUUAGCCUUGUUCAAAGCUGCCCAAAAUGGUGCUUAAGCCACCUUCGUUGCAGUACAUCGGUGUCCUGCGGAAAAGUGUAAUAUGAUUUGGAAGGGGCUGUUAGUGAUAGUCACCGGAGACCAGGCGCGUAGCCAGAAAUUUUUUUCACACCGCCUUAAUUUCAGAAGAAGCACUCCCGUAAAAUGGCCAUUUUUCGCUCUUUAUGCCAUGGUGUGCCCAGUAUGGCACCCUCUGGCUACGCCCCUGCCGACAACACCUUUUGUUCAAUUACUCAUGCGUGUAUGCACAGCAUAAUUGAGUAAUACUAUGAUCACUGUGUCUAAAAAAGUUACUGGCAACCUUUUGGAGCAGCGAAUGUGAUUUCUGUCACCCUUGAAUAAAGAAAUUGCCCGUCUGUCUUCAUUUUUUGCCACACCUACUCCUUGGUUUUACGAAUGUCCCAAAUUUUAAGCUUGCCAGCUUGGCAGAGCUCCAAUUGAAUUCGCAGAGACUUUCAAUUGUUUCAAUAGGUGCAGCAAAUGCUAAUGUGGACUCCAUCAUUGUUUGAUCAGUGGGGUGAUUCAGAAUACUACUUUCAUUGAUAUAGCAGGGCUUGUUCACUCUGCACAAUUUAGGUGGGACGAAUGUCUUGUGCAUACAUUUUUUUUCUGAAUGUAAGCCCUUUUUUUAUGACGCUACAAGUUUGGUCCUUAGUGAUCAAAUUUUUGUUGUCCCGCAACCUGCUCCAAAUUUUGAUUUUAGUGCUCCAAGAGGAAUAUUUUGCUGCUCCAAAAAUGGCUCCAAAUUCAAUUUCGGCUGUUGCACCCAUGCAAGAUGAGCCGCUGGUUUGCUGUUUGUGAGCAAUGAAACAUAUGUAGUUAACAGACUCGUAAUUUUAACAGACUCGCAAUUGGUCAGUUCAACAGUUAGCCUUGGCAGCAGUGCUUUGAUGACAGCGAUGUUGUGGUACUCUAGUAAGUGUACAUUUCUCUGAACAUUGUGGCAGUUUUAUAACUAAAGGUUGCUCAACUAUACUCUGGAAAAAUUUCUUGCAAUGAUGAACUGCAUAUUUCUCUUCAAAUAUAAAUGCUCAAAUUCAAUGACUGCUCAACUUAUUUGAAUUACUGGCACUUGUAAGCAGUAUCUACAAUUAAAGAUUUGUAUUUACACUGAUAAGGAAAGGAAAUGUGAUAAUCAAAUUCACAAUCCUCUACCUCUUUGUCUAAAACAGCUAUAGAGUUAGUUUAUUUUUCAUCUAUUGAAAUCGUGAGAUAGCCUAAAAUGCAAACAGAGGUCCUUGAAAUCCCUUGCAGGCUUUUUAUAAUGAAAAUUCCAAUGCUCUUGGUGAGUCUAGAAUUAUUUCUCUUGUGAAUGCCGAGAUUUAUUUAGCAAUACUUGACAGAAUGGGGUGCAAUAUCUGACUGGCUUUUCUCAUUUUGGGUAGGGAGAAGACCACAAAGUCCUUUAAACAUCAAACUGCCUUUAUUUCAGUUUGCAUGCUUCACUGCAUUACAUGGCUGUGUUGCAGUUAAGGAGUUUUAUGAAUCUGUAGCCUAGGGCAAUGAAAUUUUUUGCCUUUGAUAUAGGAUGUUAUGCUGAUCUCAAAUACGUAAUUAAUUUUGUAAUAAGUUGCACAGCUUUUGUUUUGUGCCACAAGAAUGUGCAAAAUAUUGUUAGUUUUUAACAAAGUUUUUAUGCUACUAAACUUAUAUCGUUCUCGGCCAUCAAUGGCUCAUAUUGCGAGCUCGUCAUUAAUUGUAGAAUGCAAAUAACUAUCAAGAAAGUGCACAUAGGACGGACAAGCAAAAUUGUAGUGUGAGGAUUCUUAGAAUCCUCAGCCUAUACUAAUUGGUUGAUUUAGGCUCGUAAUAAUUAUACAGGCAAUGUCAAGUUUUAAAGGAGAUACUUGCACCCUCACAUCUGGGCAAAAUUCUACUAAUAUUCUACUGAUAAUCUACGAAUACAAAAUUUUACUAAUAACUGGGCAAAAUACUACUUGAUCUGGCUAUGAUGUCUUAAAAUCAAGAAGUUACCUGAAAAUAUAUUUUGAGGAGAACACAUUUUAAAAGUGUAAGUCAAAGCUUGCCUAUGUGGCAAAUAUAUGCUUUUUCAAAAUGGUUUCUUUCAUCAUGAGAGCUUGGCGAUCAUUGUUAUUUUGACAUGUGGCUUUAGUGAACUACUCAUGCGAAAUGCAAGGGCAAGCAGCCAGGUGACAAUUUCCAGGGGACUCUAGAGCUUCCUUUAGUUUUGGUAGCCCCCUUGUGCUCUUUAAAAGCGAUUUGAACCUACUUCGAGUUUGAUUACAAUCGCUAGUCUUUUUUGUUGUGAAAGUAUAGAAACCUUACUUGUGAGAGCAAAUAAAAAUAAAAAAAUUCUAGAUAAAACUUUCAUCUGCCCUUCAGGGGGCUAGCACAAAUUUGUCAUUAUGAAGUGCAAGUGAGGCCCUUGCUUGAUAUUUUGAUACAUACAACUUGCUGUUCUGCCUCCGCAGCAUAAAUUUCGCUUCAGAUUCAGUGCCUUUUUUGACACCAUAUGCAAGAACAUUACCGUUCUGUCAGCAUGAAUGUUUCUAAUGACAUAAUACGCGCUUGCAUCACUGUUUGAAGAAAUACAGUUGCGGUGUUGAUAUCAAAAAUGGGUAAUGAUCUUUUACACUCACCCUUAGCACGGGGUUAUUUUUUUCGCGUAUAGAUUUUAUGAGGGCUUUUACAACUGUUCCGUGAAGACACUACUUUCAUAUACUUGCGUUUGAUGUAUCUGCGUUUGCGGUCAUGAAGAAGCCAGUUUCUUUUCUGUGUUCUCACUACUUCUCUCCAGCAUCAUCCUAUUAUUUAUUUUACUUUUUCCUCAUCUCUCGGCUUGUCAUCUUAUGAGUACUUUAUGCCAAAACUUGGCAUAAACUUAUUUUUGUUGAGCAGGGAGUAAUGCAUAAAAGGGAAGUUACUUGAAGUGGACGAAGCAUUUUAAAAUAAGAAUAAAUAAAUGAGGCACAAGUUAUGAACCUUGCCCACUGCAAGAAAGUUCAAGCAAGUUCCUGUGCAGCGAUGCUGUCUGUAAUGUCUUGACAACAAUCCUAUGUAUUAAACAAGUACUACUUUGGGUGCUGCUCGGCACCAUUGGAAGGUCCUCAAAUAACCUUGAAUUUUUCUCUGUGGGACAUUUGUGAACCCUGUAACAAUAAUAAUUUACACACUGGCAGAAAAAUGAAAGAAACAAAGAAUAAGAAAAGUCACACCAGAUUUCUAUGUUGUUUCUUCACACUCCAAUAUGAACUGGAACAGAAGCUUUGCUGCACAGUAAUUUAUUACAUGAAAUUAUUAAUAGUUGAAUUGCAUGUGUAAGCGAGUUUUAUGGGUAUUCUCAGAGAAUCCCAUGAAAUGUAUGUUUUUUUUCAUCGAGAUACGUGACUGAAUAAGGUUUGCAGAAUUUCGAUAUUUUUCAAUUGAGCAGUCAUGAUCGCACGCUGUAGUCUUUCUCUCAGUCAAGCUCAUUACACUUGCUUAUACCUUUCUGAAUUAUCUGUGUUGACAACUAUUUGUAAGAAAGAAUCAAUUGCCAGCCUAGAUUAUGAAUUUUUCUUUAAUGCAUGAGGUCUCUCUUUGAAUUGAAGUUCUUUUUUGAGUAUGAUAUUGAGCCACUUUAGUGUAAGGUGCAUCCCGUUGUGUGGCAAAACCAACCACACUGUCUCCAUACUUUGCUGCAAUGACACGUAGUACAUUGCAGUCGCAGCUACUCAACUCAUGAAAGCUCGUGUUGGGGCAGCACUUUGAGUUGCAUAGGCAUAGCCGGUGAGCUUAUCUGUUAUCGACAAAGAAGCUUUUGUCUUCUCUGUCCUGCAGUUAGAUGAGGAAAGGACCCACGCGUGGGUAAGCGGUUCACGCAAGUGUGAGUAAGCUUUCAUUCAUGCACCAGUUUAUAAAUGAAGGUAUUUCUGGUAUUGACAUACCUAUUUGCCAAUUUUACUGAAAUGUACAUCUGCAAUAAUAGUAAUGAUAAUAAUAUGUGGGGUUUAACAUUCCAAAACAAGAAAAGAUGUACUGAAGACUUGUGAGAAAGCAGUAAAUGAGGAACUUGGACAUGUAUUUGGACAGGUAAUCCAGUACUGAAGAGUAACUUGGAGAUUUCAGAACAUUCCUUGAGCUGAGUUUCAGUGCUUUAUUUAUCCUGGUUUCUAGGUAGAAAUAAAACAGCCGUUUAGAGCUUGCAUGGUGUCCUACAGCGUCCACUACACUCCAAGAUAGAACAAACCUACAGAAUGAUCAGUUUGUAAUAAGUUACAAAUAUACCUCUAUUCUAUUUAGAAAAAAGGCAAGAAGGGGAAGCUUGCAAUGUAAAAUUGGAAAACAGGAUGUGGGUGCUCAUUUAAUAAGCGAGCUUAAUCUUUUUGAGGCACUAACUUCCUGUUUUCCCUCUUUGCCUUCCAUUUCCACGAAUGGAAGAUGACAAAAUAUGGUUUCCCCCAUAUUCAGAAACUCUGCUUGACUUGAACAUGACUUGCCACUGCCAUCAAUGCAGCACAAACACGUUUCGAAUGCGCUGCUUUAGGCAGUGCCAAGGCAGCAUAAAUGCACAAACUUGUUUCAAACUUGCUGCAUCAAAGCCCGUGCCAAGUCAAUUUCAAGUCGAGCAUUUCUGAAUAUCUCUACUUAGCACACAUAGCUUUAACUGGCGACAGCCAGUACGAGUACAUGGAACAUGCACCAUACAUGGAGGGGAACAUGCACCAUACAUUCGGUGCCACGACAUUUGACAUUUUAUUGCCGCUGCACCACAGUACAUAACGCACUUCAUCAUUCACUGUGGCACUAACAACUGCACAUACAACAAUGGCGACGUCACUGUAGAAGCCCAGAACGCUCUGGUAUACAAUUUUUUAGAACAGGCCAGACGCAAAACUCACCCAUACAACGAUCCUGCAUAGAAUCGCAAACACCGAUCACUGAUUGCAGAAUCAUGCACACCCCCAACUCAUGCAUGAGGACCACGUAAAAUUAACAAGUUUCUUCUAGACCUUGAACAAAGCCACAAAAUGCUUCAUAUCAUCCACCAGGACCCUGGCACUCUGCUUGCUCAAGACUGGCUACACACCAACUUUUCAGGUGCGAAGUAAUUUACAGAAAUAUCAAGUAGAAAAUCAAAAAUGAAUUUAAGCAGACUCGACGCAAAUAACACAAUGUCCCGAGAAACGAAACAACAUGCUUCAAGCACUAGCCACAACACAUCUCGCCAUAGCUAAUUAGACACAGGAGGUAUCUUCUCAAAUGUUGGUAAGAAUGACCAGGGGCAGCUAAUACAGGCGCCUUCCUUACAGAGACACCUAUAUCCUAUUUAGUCAGUUUAAAGAAGGGGACACUCUUUAGGUGCCUAUCAAAACUCGCAUACAGCUAACUAUUGUCGUCAUUCCGCUCUGGUCAUAUAGGCUCAAAGAAAGUCUCUGUUGACAUUGAUGGAAUGUAACACCUACAAGUUUUCUCCAUUACUCGAUGCUCCAAACUGUGUGCGUCAUUUUCGUAUGCAUAGAAACGGUGUGUUUUUUGCAACUUGAUUUCCCUAGAACAGUAGGUACUGUUGAAGUGCAUGUGAAAGGUGCUGCCUUGGUUGGGGCCGUGAUGCUGCUCCGAUAGCCGUGCGAGGCAUAUCCCUCCAAAGCCACUUUUGUUAUUUCAUGGCGGAACGGUAAGAACACGCUUUGUCUCGGGUUGAGCAUGUGUGUCCUCAAAGACUACGAGUGCUGGCUUUUCAUUUUGUGCACCGCAUCCAGGCAAGAGUGGUGUUGUUUCUGGUCAGAAUAUUCUUGCAGCUGUUUUGGGCACUGCUUGCCUAAUGUUGAGGAGUGGCCUUCUGGCAGAUGUUUUCAUUUUCGUUGUGGUGGGGAUGAGCGACGGGUGAUAAUGGUUUCUGGAACCAAAGCGCUGGAGCUGUUGAUGUGAUCAUGCUUGGGCAGGCUGGCAGCACGAUCAGCAUUUAUAGUUCCAGGGACUCUUGCGUAGCAUUCCUGGUGGUUGAGUGAGUAUUUGUCACGCUGAAGGGCCGCGGUGUCUUUUGACCACGUAUUACACAAGGGUAUAAAGUUGGGCCUGUUGGUAAUGCAUAACUAAUAACGUAGCGCAUGAAAACUCAGGCACAGGACAAGGGCAUCUUUGCCCCUUACCUUGUUCUGUGUCACAGUUUUUGCACGUUACGUUAUAGUUACACAUUACACAUUCUGGAAAACCUGAUGCAGUAAUGAAUGAACCUGUUGUGUAUUUUUUGGCGAACCAACUUUUAGUGUUUGAGGUUAGCGAGGAUCGACAGUUGCGAUUUUCUUCUUGGUUUUGGGAACGUGAAUGCAAGUGAGUGCCUAGCUUGAGUUGUGAAUGAUGGUGGCUCCUUUAUUUUGUGGCAUCUGUUCACUCUUGUUGCGAGUUGUCUGUAUAAAUAGCAAGAGAAAAAGUAUUUUACUGUAGAAUGUCUGGUCGCGAGAUGCCAUCUGAUGUGAAAAGUAACCAACAUAGGUGUGGUUGUGGGCAUUGUCUGAAAAAAAGCCUUCCAUCUGUGGAAGACUAAUGUAUCUCAUAGUUUAUUGUAGCGUUGUGCAUUUUUAUUCUGUGUUAAUGAUCAACUGUGCAUAUUGAUGUGCUGUUACUAGUCAAAAUGUACUUUUCAUUUUUAUUGAAGAACCUGUGUUUUAUUGAUGCAUUUUGUACCUGUAGCUUACUGCAUCAUCUACUGCUCAUUUUUAGUGAACCUCUUUUAAAUGCGAAUGCAUUUCUUAGU
Messenger RNA from Rhipicephalus microplus (southern cattle tick), 11398 nucleotides. RefSeq names its product Leucine-rich-repeats and calponin homology domain protein (gene Lrch). Gene Ontology annotation, molecular function: protein binding. The record is from RefSeq and is a predicted model, not a curated record. Gene Ontology annotation, cellular component: cytoplasm. NCBI's taxonomy places the organism in Eukaryota, Metazoa, Arthropoda, Arachnida, Ixodida, Ixodidae.